Molecule: messenger RNA, 2927 nt
Organism: Amphibalanus amphitrite
Lineage: Eukaryota; Metazoa; Arthropoda; Thecostraca; Balanomorpha; Balanidae
Product: S-methyl-5'-thioadenosine phosphorylase-like
Exons: 8
Coding region: 1444-2298 (284 amino acids)
Biological process (GO): nucleoside metabolic process
Cellular component (GO): cytosol
Molecular function (GO): S-methyl-5-thioadenosine phosphorylase activity
Source: RefSeq, a predicted model, not a curated record
AGCUUAUUCUUGUAUAUGAGGAUAUCUCAGCCAAAGUAGAUGCAGGGCAAACAGUGGAUCUUGUGCUUUUUGAUUAUUCAAAGGCUUUCGAUGUAGUAUGCCACCAAGUUUUGCUUACAAAACUAGAACUCAUAGGCAUUAAAGGUCAACUUUUAUCAUGGAUCUCUUCUUUUCUCUCUGACCGUCUGAUGCAAGUGUGUGUUAAUGGACUUAACAGUAGCACCAGAAAUGUCUACAGCGGUGUUCCACAAGGCUCCGUGUUGGGACCUUUGUUGUUCUUAAUUUAUAUUAACUUUAUAGGUUCUAAACUGUCCUGUUGUUACAAAAUAUUCGCCGACGAUUUAAAAUUGUACGCUUCAGUUACUGUUACUGCUAACUCGAUGUCGAAUCCCCACACUGAUGGAGUGUUACAGAAUGACAUUGAUGUGCUGCACAAGACCUCUGUGUCUUGGGGCUUGAGGAUGAACAAGGAAAAGUGCGUUGUGUUACGUUUUUCCCGCAAAUCUAAAAAUCAGACUGUUCCUAUGUAUACUAUGGAUGGAACUCCACUUCCUGUGUGCCGUUCACAACGCGAUUUAGGUGUAUUAGUUGAUGUCUCGUUAAAGUUCCAUGAUCAUAUUGCUUCUGUGGCUCAUAAGGCUUCUGGAUUGUCUUAUAAUUUUGCUAAAUCUACGGUAUGUCGUUCUCGAGACUUUAUGCUGUUUUUGCUUAAGACGCACAUAAGACCUAUACUGGAGUACGCUUCCUGUGUGUGGUGUACAGGCUUCAUUGACGACAUGCGUAGGCUUGAAGGCGUUCAGCGCAGAUGGACAAAGCAGAUAGAAGGCCUUGAGAAUCUGACCUACUUGGAGAGGCUGAAGGAACUGGACCUAUUCUCAGUGCAAGGGCGCCUUCUUCGUGCUGAUCUCAUUGAAUACUGGAAAAUUUUCCAUGGGAAGAGUUCAAUUGCCCCCGGGAAUAUGUUCGUUCAGCCUCUACAUCGGGGAACGCGUGGACAUAGUUUAAAGAUUCAUGUGUCGCGCACUCUAUCUGACCUGCGUCAGCGCUCUUUCUCGCAACGUAGAGUCACUGUGUGGAACAGCCUGCCAGAUGAUGUCGUGACUUCAGUAGAUGUAUCCACAUUCAAACGGCUGCUGGCCAGAGCGUUAGGCGAUCUGCUAUAUGAUUAUGUUUAGUUACACCUACUAGAACUGAUAAUGCUAUUGUGAUAUAAAUGUAAACACUCCGUAUUGAUGCAUUAUUCCUGUAUUACACACUGAGGACACACAUUUCCAGUUUUGGAGUUGUGUAGUUGUAUUUACCGUCUUGUUCAUCUUGAAAACUGGCGUGUCCCUUUGUACACGGGUUUCCUUCUACCUCAUCCCUUGCCUGACCUGAGCUGCGAGGUGGAGGAAACCCCACCAGGUAAGAAUACCAGAUCUUGGGCACUACAUCUAACUCGAAAUGGCAGGGGAUGGAGCUCAAGCAAAUAUAAUGAUCGGCAUUAUCGGCGGCUCUGGGUUCUCUGACCCUAGCGCGCUAGGAGUGGAGGACGCCAAGGACGUGGAGUAUGACACGCCAUUCGGGAAGCCUUCCAGUCCUCUGCUGACAGGCAUGCUGUGUGGUGUACCUGUGGCCGUCCUGGCCAGACACGGCCGGCGCCACACGAUCCUGCCGAGCGCCGUCAACUACCGUGCCAACGUGUACGCCCUGCGCCGGCACGGCUGCACGCACGUGCUGGUCUCCACCGCGUGCGGCUCGCUGCGAGAGGAGUACCGUCCCGGCCAGCUGGUGCUGCUCGAUCAGUUUAUUGAUAGGACGACCAAGCGUCCGCUGACGUUCUUUGACGGCUCGUGUGACGAGUUUGUCGGCAUCUGCCACCUGCCGAUGGCCGACCCGUUCUGUGGAGAGACCGGCGGCGUGCUGCGAGAGGCCGCCAAGGAGCUCGGCAUCACCAUGCACGAUAAGGGCACCAUAGUCACUAUCGAGGGCUCCCGCUUCUCCACCCGCGCCGAGAGCCACAUGUUCCGCAGCUGGGGCUGUGACGUCAUCAACAUGACCACCGUGCCGGAGGUAACCUUGGCCAAGGAGGCGGGUCUCUGUUACGCUGCCGUGGCCAUGUGUACCGACUACGACUGCUGGAGGGAGGGCGAGGCCGGGGUCGGGGUCGGAGACGUGAUGGCCACCUUCAGGGCCAACGUGUCCAGCGUGGUGCGUCUCUUCAAGGAGGCCGUGACCCGCGUGGCCGCCAGGGACUGGGCGGAGACGCUGCAGAAAAAUCAGGAGACGGUCACUUCCAACGUGAUGCUGCCCAGCUGAGUAGUGGAGCUGGGCCCAACCUGAACGGUCCCUGGCCGCAGCUGAGCGCUCAGUGACCUCGGCUGACCUCUCAGUGACCCCAGCUGUCCGCCGUCCCUGAUACCUGACCUCUGGCUCAUAUCCGGCGGACUCGGUCGGCGGGACUGCGGCUGCCGAUGUAGACGGGAUAGAUGACUCAGUGCUAGCGGCAUUUGGCUGUGUUGGUACAGCCUUAUUGGACGGGUUGCUAUUUUACAGAGCUUUCGUAAAAAUUUGGGUGGUAUUGCCUAGUUGCGCGCUUAUAAGCAUUGGUACCUAUGGAAGAUUCAUUCAGUCCAGUUUGUGACUUUGUGCUAAUCGAGCGUAGUCUUUUUUCGGGUGAUUAUUUGCCGAAUUGUAUCAUUGUGAAAGGAGAAUCUCCAUGUGAAGAGAAAUAUUGUUUUUGAUUCCAUUCCAGAACUUUGUUAUUGUUACGCAUACUCUUUCUACAUGGAAUAUUUUGAUACAUUGCCGCUCGUGUAAUAUUUUUGGUGAUUCAAUAUCACAACAGCAUUCGCCAUUACAAAGCUGUGCAUUGUAAAACGUGUGUGAGGAUCGCUUUUUGUUCAAAUCUUUUCGCAGUGCUGUGGGAAUAAACCUGCUUGCAUUGA